GUGAUUUGCGGCGGGUGAUGCCGCCGGGAGCGCUCCCUUAGGCGGCUUAGCUGCCGUUGAGGCGGCCGAGAGAGCGCGCAGCGAUGCCGUGUCCGAGGAAGCGAAGGAUCCCCUGCCAGUGAAGGCCCUCGGGGGGGAGAGGAAGAGGAGGAUUAGGAGGGGGCGGAGGAGGAGGAGGAGGAGGCGACGGGCAUGGCCGCGCCGCCGGAGCUCCAGCAGGACGCGGUGCUGCGCUUCCUGGCCGAGCGCGGCGGGCGAGCUCGCAACGCGGACCUGUUGGACCACUUCCGCGGCUUCCUCAACUCGCCGGACCCGCAGCGCCGCGCCCGAGCCCGCGAGCGCUUCAAGGAGAUGGUCAACGCCGUGGCCAUCGUCAAGCAGGAGCCCGGCUCCGGGGCCAAGUACGUGCAGCUGCGCAAGAAAUACCGGGGCGGCGCCGCCGGACCCAAGCCGGAGGAGGAGGAGGAGGAGGCGGCGGCCUCGGCGCUGGCCAACGGCGCUGUCGUGACGGCGGCGGACCCCGAGCCGGCCACCGAGGAGCCGCGCCUCUCGCCCGAAAGGAAUUGCGGCGGCAGGGAUGGGGAAAGGGCCGCCGCCGCAGACGGUCCCACACAAAGGGAGCCCGAGGCGCUCCCUUCCCCCGGCGCGGAGGCCCCGCAGCUGUGGCUCUCGGGAGGUGGAGGCGAGGAGCUGCGGCGCUCUCCCCAACAGCAGCAGCCGCCGCCGGGGCGUCGGGAGGAAGGUGAGGAAGAGGAGGCCCCGCCUGAGGACUCGUCACCGCGCCUGGCCGCGCCGCCUCCCUUCGGCGCCCUGCCCGCAGCCGCCGCCGCCACGCCGCGGUGCGGGCGCAAGAACUUCCGAGAGCGCAUGAUGGGCGCCUCGCCUCAGCUGAAGCGCGGCGGCGGCGGGGGGCUCCCGCGCGUGGGGGGCGGCCGGGAGCGGGACUCGGACAGCGCCUCGCUGGCGUCCUCGUCGGCCGAGGAGGAGAGCAACAGCAGCGGCGGCGGCUCGACGAGCGGCUCGGUGGCGCUGGACCCGCUGGAGCACGCGUGGAUGCUGUGCGCCUCGGACGGCCGCUGGGAGAGCCUGGAGGGGCUGCUGAGCUGCGAGCCGGCGCUGCUCGCCAAGCGGGACUUCAUCACGGGCUUCACUUGCCUGCACUGGGCGGCCAAGCACGGGCGCCACGAGCUCCUGGCCCUGCUGGUCAACUUCGCCCACCGGCACCGCCUGCCCGUCAACAUCAACGCGCGCACCAGCGGCGGCUACACAGCCCUGCACCUGGCCGCAAUGCACGGGCACCUGGAGGUGGUCAAGCUGCUGGUGGGCGCCUACGACGCCGACGUGGAGGUGCGCGACUACAGCGGCCGCAAGGCCUCGCACUACCUGGCCCGCGGCACGGCCGACCAGGUGCGCGGCCUGGUGGGCGCCCUGCAGGACGACGAGGAGGACGGCGGGACGGCCAACGGCGGCGGCCGCUGGAGGCUCUCCAAGGUGCUCCCGGCCAACCUCAUCACCUACAAGCUCUCCGCCCACCUCCACCACGGCGAGGACGGGGAGCCGGGCGACGGGAGCGCCGGGCAGGGGGGCAAGGGCAAGGACCUCAGCCGGAAGAGCUCCGCCGGCAGCUGCAGGACCAAGCCCCGGCUCAACAAGAUCCGCUUCCGCACCCAGAUCAUCCACACCACCCCUUCCUUCCGGGGGGAUCCGGAGGAGGAGGACGGCGGCCCCGAGGAGAAGCCCUUGAAAUCCUCCUUCAAACUGAGACCCAAAUCCAAUGUCUUUGGGUAAACCGGUUCUUAUUUGUGAGCACCUGACAAUGGGAGGGUGCACGGCUACCUCGAAGACUGCUUCUUUUGCCUUGGUAGGGCUGUUUGAGGAUAGUCUCCCCAUGCAAUGCCUCCGGGUGCUAGACAGGUACAGGGCUAAAUAGGACAAAUAUUCUGAGGCUAAUGUUUACUAAGGUACAGUGGCGGCUGGAGUGGGAGUUCCAAUGGGUCACUUUAAAAUGUGGGUGUUUAGGGUGCGAGUAGUUCUGCUUGUUUGAGUUCUAUGUUUAACAUGUGUGGUUAACCUUAGGUAGGUUGGUACCGGACAAAGAGCUGCUGUUUGUGGAGGUUGCACAUCUCACUGUGGUUGUAAUGUGUCUUGUGUUGCAUCAUAUCAGAAUCUUGGUGAGAGGUAAUAUUGAAUUCUUCUCCACUUUUUAAAAAAUGCCCCCUUUAUUGACAUUUUUGACCCCAAUAUUUGGGAGAAGAUGUUCAUUUUCUGUGGGCGGCACUGUUGUUUGCAUGGAGAACCAUUCAGUUUCGUUAACCCCUUCGUGUGUCUGGUAUGCAGCCAGUAUACCAGUUGUCACUUCU
Molecule: messenger RNA, 2360 nt
Organism: Gekko japonicus
Lineage: Eukaryota; Metazoa; Chordata; Lepidosauria; Squamata; Gekkonidae
Gene: SOWAHC
Product: sosondowah ankyrin repeat domain family member C
Exons: 2
Coding region: 193-1788 (531 amino acids)
Molecular function (GO): protein binding
Source: RefSeq, a predicted model, not a curated record